Messenger RNA from Penicillium subrubescens, 1379 nucleotides. RefSeq names its product ditrans,polycis-polyprenyl diphosphate synthase. Gene Ontology annotation, molecular function: ditrans,polycis-polyprenyl diphosphate synthase [(2E,6E)-farnesyl diphosphate specific] activity. The transcript has 2 exons. The coding region runs from base 114 to 1199 and encodes 361 amino acids. Gene Ontology annotation, cellular component: dehydrodolichyl diphosphate synthase complex; endoplasmic reticulum membrane. Lineage: Eukaryota; Fungi; Ascomycota; Eurotiomycetes; Eurotiales; Aspergillaceae. The record is from RefSeq and is a predicted model, not a curated record.
AGCAAGUGAAGUACUCGGGGAGAUUUGCAUGUGGCCAACAUACUAGUAAUUAACUCCUCCAUACUCCCUCCGUCCUCCCGCCGCAACCGUCAAUUUCCUCAACCCACACCAAGAUGGUCUCCCAGACCGACCGCGAGAUCCUGCGCGCAGAGAUCCGUUCUCGCGGCGACAAGCUCAAUGCCGCUGACCGCGAGAACCUACUAAAACCCUACCUCCCCGACCCAGCGGACCUAGCACCCGCGAACUCGACAAGCUCAACCUCGCCGCGGCGGUCCCGCGCUGGAACCUCGUCUUCGCAACGGCGCCAAAAGCCUCGCAGAAAGCCUAUCCGCACGUUCCUCAAGUCACAGCUGUACCGUCUGACGUAUGCAAUUACCCAUAUCUUCUUUGGAAUUGUGGUACGUCUGUUGCAGGCUUACCAUGCCGUUGUGGAUCGGAUCUUUGCUAUUGUGUACCACCACCAUCGCACGCCGGAGUUGAUCCGCAAGGAUGUUCGGGGUUUGAAGAGGUUGCCGGAACAUCUUAGUGUGAUAUUGACGCUGCAUAAGGAGGAUGAUGCGUUGGCGGCGUUGAUGGAUGAGGUGGCCGAGUUGGCUGCCUGGAGUGCCUGCGCGGGGAUUCCACAGCUCAGUGUGUAUGAGAAGUCUGGCGUUCUCAAAUCCUGCAUCCCAGCUCUACACCAGAUCAUCUCCACCAAAUUAGCCUCCUACUUCGGAACACCCUCCCAACAACCCUCCCUCCAACUCUUCGCCCCUCACCACCCCAUCCACGGCACUGCACCAAACCACAAGUCCGAAACCCCCUCCCUGACCCUCCUCCUCCUCUCCUCAACAGACGGCCGCGAAACAAUCGUCGACCUGACCAAGACCCUGGCCGAAAUGUCUCAGAACGGCAAAUUGUCACCAGAGGAUAUCACGCCGGAACUGGUGGAUGCAGAGAUCAGUGAAAUCACCACUCAACCUCUCCGAGCCAGCGGCCGUGGUGUCAGCCCAUUGAAGCCCGAACCAGAUCUUCUGCUGGUGUUUGGUCCGUUCUUGAAGUUGGAUGGGUAUCCGCCGUGGCAGAUUCGGUUGACGGAGAUGUACUGCACUGGGGACCGUAACCAUGGUAUGACUGGUUAUGGGGAGGCUGUGGAGUAUCAAGGGUUUAUGCGGGGAUUGUGGCAUUAUGCUGGAGCUCAGAUGCGAUUUGGUCGUUGAGGAUGGGACGAAGGGAGUAUAGUACGAGGGGUACUGAAAAUGGGUUCGAAUUGCAUGUUGGAAUUUCUUAUACUGUGUUGUUAUACCAUAUUAUAUUUGCAUCGACGAUGCGGUGUGUAUUACUCUAUAUCAUUUAAACAUUUAUGACUUUGCAUAUGCCAAAUGCUGAGGGAUUUCAUG